This is a messenger RNA of Phyllotreta striolata, 1014 nucleotides long. The record is from the annotation of a GenBank genome assembly. NCBI's taxonomy places the organism in Eukaryota, Metazoa, Arthropoda, Insecta, Coleoptera, Chrysomelidae.
AUGGGCGACCGGUUGAACAAACCGACCAUGGACCUGUCGCGGUUCUACCAGGCGCAGCUCUUCAAAACCAUGAACCUCACGCAGAAGAACAAGUUCUGCUCGAAGAGCUGCUUGGGCAAGAACAAGGGCUUCUGCGAGUGCGGCGACGACGUGGGGGUGUUCUACUGGCGCUGGUCCACCGGCCACAGUUCCUCCGACAUCCGGGCCACCAACGACAGCCGGGACAUUCUCUUCCAUCCCUGCUACAGCUCGGGCACCGCCGUCGUCAGGGGCGACGAGCUGUUCAGGCCUAACGUACACUACUUCUGGGAGGUGAUGAUGACUUCCAAACUGUACGGGACCGAUGUGAUGGUGGGUGUGGGUACACCGAACGUGGAUUUGCACCGAUGCAAAUUGAAAUUCUGCAGUUUGCUGGGCCUCGAUUCGGAAUCGUGGGGUUACUCGUACCACGGCAACGUCCAACACAAAGGUUUAACGCAUUUAUACGGCGAUAAAUUCGGUAUAGGCAGCAUCGUAGGGGUGCAUUUAGACAUGUGCCGAGGCACUCUAGAAUACUAUUUAAACAGAAAACCGCUAGGUAUCGCCUUCACCGGCUUGAAAGGCUACGAUUUGUACCCGAUGAUAUGUUCGACGGCGGCUCAAUCGUCCGUUCGACUGGUCUGCUCGUUCUCCGAGGAACCGUCGCUGCAGAUGCUGUGCCUGCAGUUGAUCAACGGUCGGCGGGACCUCUACGAGCACUUCCAAACCGUGCCGGGCCUGAAGCGGCUCUACGACAGGAAGUACAUUUGGAUCGUGCCGACGUUUCUUAGAUCGGCGAAGGGGCUCGCUCGGCUAGAUCGGGAGGUGUUUCGGGCGAGCGAGGAACGUCGGCGGGAAGAAGAAUGGUGCGACUCGGACGGUUCUUCGUACGAAUCGGAGACGGCCUCGCCGGAUGUUUCGAUCUACGAUAUCGACGAAUCGCUCGGCGAAAGUUCCUCGACGGACUGCGAUGCGGAUGCGGUGGGUCGUUAUUAG